AUGCGUAAGGUGCUCAUCCCGAUUGACUGGAGCGAAAACGCGGAGAAAGCCUUUGAUUGGUAUAUCUACAAUCUCCAUCAGAAAGGCACGCAACUGGUUCUAACGCAUUUUAUUGAGGCCAGUAAGGAGAAAGAGUUGUUGGAGAAGGAAGUGAAGUUACUGGAGCUACAAGAAAUGUAUGAAAACAGACUGGUGCAGAUGAAGAUAGACUACAUAUGGCUAACGGGCAACUCGGGCUCUCCUGGCGAAUACAUAACCAAAGUCUCGAAAGAUGAGGAUGUAGAUAUGAUCGUAAUGGGGGCUAGAGGUCUUGGAAAAAUUAAGAAAACCAUUCUUGGUAGUGUCAGUGACUAUGUCCUCAGUAAAUCCAAAGUGCCCGUUUUGCUCUUUAAAAGCGUUUAA
Messenger RNA from Helobdella robusta, 402 nucleotides. RefSeq lists its product as hypothetical. The record is from RefSeq and is a predicted model, not a curated record. Lineage: Eukaryota; Metazoa; Annelida; Clitellata; Rhynchobdellida; Glossiphoniidae. The transcript is spliced from 4 exons. Bases 1 to 402 code for a protein of 133 amino acids.